AGUCACUUUUUUUUAAAGUGCCGUAAGUUCAAAUGGUCACUAAAUGAAUGGCUUUUAAGAAGAGACUGGACAACCACCUGUCCGAAAUGGUCUGGGGUCUCCUGCUUUUAAGCAGGGACUUGGACUAGAACAGGGGUCUCCAACCUUGGCAGUUUUAAGACUUGUGGACUUCAACUCCCAGAAUCUCUCAGCCAGCUUUGCUCAGCUUUGUUGAAGUCCACAAGUCUUAAAGUUGCCAAGAUUGGAGACCCCUGGACUAGAAAACCUCCAGGGUCCUUUCCAACUUGAUUAUUCUGUUCCACUGUAGAUUCUGUUCUGUAUGGCUGCAAGUUAAGGAUACCUGUAUUUCUUUGCAAGUUUCUCUGGCCUUUUUUCCAUGCCUGCAGGAUUGGUUCGUUGCAAGUUUAUUUUUUGUUUUUUCUAUUUUAAUUUAUUUCUUUUAAUUUAUCAAAUCCCCCACCUCCCUCAUAGCGGGAAAAGCAUUAAUUCAGGUUCAUAGCCUGUGGAUUGUGCAUUAUUUUACCGCCACAUUGUGCCAGGUUUAAAUGCACCUCUGUAGUAAGUUUGAUAAAAACCUGAAGCAUAUGCAGAUUGUCCUUGACUUGCAACCUCCAAUGAGCCCAAAAUUUCUAUUGCUAACCGAGACAGUUGUUAAGUGAGUUUUGCCCCAUUUUAUGACCUUUUUUGCCGGAGUUGUUGAGUGACUGCAGUGAGUUGUUAUGUGACACAGUUGUUAAGUGAAUCUGGCUUGCCCAUUGACUUUGCUUGUCAGAAGAUCACAGAAGGGGAUCAUGUGACCCGGGGACAGCCAUCAUAAAUAUGAAUCAGUUGCCAAGUGUCUGAAUUUUGAUCACUCAACCAUGGGGUUAAAAAAGUGACUUAAUUACCAUUUUUCACACUUACGAUCCUUCCAGGAUCCCCAUGGUCCCUAAAUCAAAAUUCAGGUGCUUAGCAACUGACUCACACUUAUGACAGUUGAAGUGUCCCAGAGACAUAUAAUCACUGAACAGCUGUCUCGCUUAGCAACAGAAAUUUUGGGCUCAGUUGUGGUCCUCAGUUGAGGACUACCCAUAGUUUUUACUUUUAUGUCACUGCGGUUGUUAGGUGGAUCACAUGGUUGUUAAGCAAAUCCAACAUAUUCAAUGAGCAUUUGCUGAUUUCUGCAGAGUGAGGAAUGUAAUACAGGAUCCUUCUUUGUAAAUGUUGAGGGGACUGGAGGGGAAUCAAUGCCAGCCCUUUGUUCCUUGUUCCUUUGCUCAGGCUUUGAUGGAGCCAUUCUUAGGAUAAUUUUUUUUAAAAAUUUAAUAAAAAGUUUUUUUAUUUUGAACACAUUAAAACACAAGACAAAUAUACAACAUUUAUAUACAUAUCGCUGCUUCUUAUCCGCUAUUCAAAACGGUCCUUUCUUACUAUUUAUACAUAUUUUAAUUCUAUCUUAUUCUACUUUUAUAUUAUCUAUUUUCCUUUAUUUCAUCUACAUUUCAUCUACAUUUUCUUUAUUUCAUCUACAUACAGAUUUUACCCUGUUGUUCAAUUUUCAUUAUCUUUCCUAUUUUCUAACCAUUCAUACCAUCUACACCAGACCUUAUAAUAUAUUUUAUCCUCUUUUUCUUUGAUUUCUUUGAUGGGCCUCUGGUGGCUCAACAGGCUAAUGCAGUCUGUUAUUAACAGCAGCUGCUUGCAAUUAUUGCAGGUUCAAGUCCCACCAGGCCCAAGGUUGACUCAGCCUUCCAUCCUUUAUAAGGUAGGUAAAAUGAGGACCCAGAUUGUUGGGGGCAAUAAGUUGACUUUGUAUAUAAUAUACAAAUGGAAGAAGACUAUUGCUUGACAUAGUGUAAGCCGCCCUGAGUCUUCGGAGAAGGGCGGGAUAUAAAUGCAAAUAAAUAAAUAAAUAAAUAAAUUUCUUUUGUGAGUUUAUCCAUCUCUGCAUGUAUGAUUUUCUUAAUUAAAUCUUCUGUUGGUGGGUUCUCCUUCCAAUUUUGCACGUAAGCUCUACGUGCUGCAGUUAAUAUGUGUACUAUUAAGUAUUGUGUAUCAUUUGUAUAGUUUUCUGUUGGAAUCCCUAAUAAGAAUUGUUCUGGCUCUCCCUUUAUUGAUUCCUGUAUUAUCUCUUCUAAUCACUUUUUGAUUUUGGCCCAGAAUUGUUUUGCCACCGGAUAGGUCCACCAGAGAUGAUAAUAUGUUUCAUAGUUACUCUUACAUUUCCAACACUUUGGUGAGUUACUAGGGAACAUCUUUGCUAUUAUAGCUGGCGGAAGAUGCCAUCUGUGAAACAUCUUCAUCUGGUUUUCCUUGUAUGCUGUCGAUAUUGUCAACUUCAUGUUUGUUCUCCACAUCUUUUCCCACUUCUCUAGUUCUUAUGAUUAAAGUUUCUUGCCCAUUUAAUCAUAGUAUCUUUGACUAUUUCCUCUUCCAUUUUAUACCGUAACAAGAAAUUAUAUGUUUUACUAAUUAAUUUUUGGUCCUUCCCAUAUAUUAUUUUAUCCAAUUCACUUUGCUCCAAUUAGUCUUUGUAUCUUCUAUAUAUUUUGAUCUAAUUUGGAAGUACGUCCACCAUUAGACUUCCCUAUUCAAAUCCUGUUCCAAUUCUUGUUUUGUUUUUAAUUUUCCCAAUUCAUUUGAUAUAUCCUUGUACCUAAUUAUUUUGGUCCAAUCUAUUAAAUUUGGAUGUGUUAGUGUUUCUUUGGGGGAAAUCCAAGAUGGUAUAUUCAUAUAGCGUUUUUUUUAAAUUUUAUUCCAAAUUAUUAAUAAUGAAUUCCUAAUUAUGUGUCUUCUAAAAUACUCAUGGGUUUUGUACUUUUCACCUCACAAGAAUGCAUGCCAUCCUAUCUGUAGGGCGUGGCCUUCUAUUGUUAAAAUUCUUUUGUUCCCCAACUUCAUCCAUUCCUUUAUGAGCCAUUCUUAGGAUAAUUAGUUGACAAUUAGGCACUUAAGUUUGGCUCUGAUUUGAAGCAGAUAACUCAGACUCACUCAUAAGGAAAUGGAUCUGGUUCCUCUUUCUGGCAUAGUUAUUUUUUUUCUUAUUUCCUGUGAGGAUCUGCUUAAGGCUGGUUGGUUGUGUGUCUGGUGUGGUUGCAAUCUAUUAAUAAUGCAUUUGAAUGCCUCGGGCUGUGUGAAUUUCUAGGUGUCAGUAAUGGUGUUAGGUUAUUCUGUUUCUGUGGCUUGUCUUUUAAUAGGUCCUCUCUAGGAAUAGAUCUGACUCUGUUGAUUUGUCUCUUGAUUGCACUGGGUGUAUAGGUCAGUCUUCUGAAUGCCUCCCGAAUGCCUGGAUUCCAUCAGUUCAGUAUCUCUGUCAGGUUGGUCAGAAUAUACAGCUAGUCCUCAAUUUAUAACCACAAUUGUUAAGUGAGACAUUAGCUAAAGGAGUCUUGCCCUCAUUUUACACCCUUUCUUGCCACAGUUGUUAAGUGAAUCUGGCUUCCCCAUUGACUUUGCUGGUUAGAAGGUCGCAUAAGCUGAUCACGGGAUCUUGGGACACAGCAACGGACAUAAGUAUGAACUGGUCGCUACGCUUCUGAAUUUUGAUCAUAUGACCAUGGGGAUGCUGCAAUGGUUGUAAAUGUGAAAAACUGUUAUAAGUCACUUUUUUCAGUUCCAUUGUAACUUUGAACGGUCACUAAAUGAAGUGUUAUAAGUCAAGGACUACCUGUAUAUGAGCCUAGUAGUAGAUGAUAGAUAUGAUGAUGUGUUCCUGAUGGAAGCUGCAAACAUGCAAUGUGCAGAUUUAUCAUACUCUAUAAUAUUUUCAUAUACCUGAGUAAUUUUACCAAAACAUCAAGGAAGUGGACCUCUCUUUCCAUCAGAGGUGUCCAACUUCAGCAACUUUAAGACCUGUGGACUUCAGAAUUCCCCAGCCAGCAGGGACUUUUAAAGGACACCUUUGCAAACCACGUUUCUAACCACGAAUUUUCACAAAAAUAGCUCAUUAAUUACUUCUAAGUUGACUGGCUGGGGAAUUCUGAGAGUUGAAGUCCACAACUCCUAUAAAGUUGCCAUUACUUUACAUAGUCUUGUUGGAAGAAAUGUCCAUUUGGGUUCAAUUCCAAGCGGGGGGAAAAGACACUGGAAACAUGGAGACUGCUUGGAAAGAUGUUUUAAUGGUGGACAGGAUCACAUGGUUUGAGUUCCUGAACAGAAAAAUGAGCGAGAUGCUGAGCAUGCCUUGGUUUUAUGCCCCCUCUGAGCUUUGAACUUGUGGGGCACAGGAAGAGUACCCUGAUUGGCUGUCAGACUCCCAGGGGGUGGGGGUCUUAGCUAGCCUUGCUGGCUGAUGUAAUCUUCCCAGGUGCCAUGUGGUGAGUUUCAGUUGCUAGAUGGGUCCUAUUGUGUUGCAGAUGAUGGUCCAUUAGCAAAGGUGGGGAGGGGGAAUUGGGUUUCUGCCUCUGGCCCAUUGACAAAGGGAGGGGGGAGGCAGGAAGGUGGCAGCUGCUUUGUCUUAUAAAACAUGUUUCUGCAUUUCUAAUCCAGGGAAAUAUAUUCUGCCUUUUAAAUAUUUCCUAAAAUAUUUCAUUGUUCUAGGAGAGGGGUGGGUGCUAAUUUCCUACAGUCUGAUGGCAGGGAAGAAAUUGCUGAAGACAUGAUGGAAUUUGAUCUUUUUUUUAUCAUCAGUGAAUUUCAUGUAAAGGAGGAAUUUUGGAUGAUGGGAAUUGAGAAAGCUGUUGUUCUAAGUCACUCUUGAAAAUACUGGCAUAUUCUCUUAUGCCAGGCAUGAAAGUCAGCUAGGUGACUUUGGGCCAGUACUCCUCUCUCAGUGUUGUGAGGAAAAUAGGAGCAGGCAUCUUUGAUAUCUUUGCAUUAUAAGGGGCUGAAUAUACCACUGAUUUAUAGGUGCAUGUUAUUGCCAAAGGUGAAGUAAUGGCUUCUGGAGGAGGUAUGGAAAACAGAAGACAGAUCUGAUGACCAUGGCAAAAAGACCAAGGAACUAAUGAGACGACCAGUUCUUUGGCACCUCUCCAGUUUUAGCCAUGGAGGAAUCCGAAGAGAAGCAUUUUGAAGAGGAUACAGUAUAGAAAAGCUACUGUUCCUGAGAAAGCCGACUCAUUUUGGAUAACUCUGCUGACCAAGUCAGAAGCAGCAGCAUCAGAAAUCCUUAAGAGUUGGAAGUGCUGAAUCUACUCUUUGGAUACCGUGGGAGUCCUUGAGGUCACCUCUCCCCAAAGAGAGAUUAGCGUGUCAUCAGAGCAGCUGUCUGUGGAGAAAAAAAAUCCUCCUCUCAUCCCAGGACGUCGGGAAACUUCCAGGUCCUGAGAAGGCGUGGCAGAACCUGGAGGCGGCGUGUAAAGAGGGAUCAGCCUAGAAUCCCUACGUAGCCCCAAGCGGACUCAAUCCAACCUUUUUUGACGGCCGUUGACCGUUAUCUCACUUCAGCAGUAACCUUCUGGCUGCGCCCCCCCCAUCCACUUGCUGCCAUGUAUUCCCUGGUCUUCCUCUGUGCCCAGAAGGUUGUGUCUCACUACACAACCUUGCAAGAUGCCCUGGGUUUCCUCCCGAAGGAGCUGUAUCCCGUCCUGUUCAAGGCCGCCUUCAUGGAUAAGAGAACUCCGGCGCUCCAGCAAUUGGUGCAGACCUGGCCAUUCCCCGUCCUCAGUUUCCAGAAACUCUUGCGCAAAUGUCAGCAUUGUGAACGGGCCCUGAUCCGGGAGAAACCGAACAAGUUGUGUGUUCAGGCCAUUAUUUUGGGGGUGGUGACAUAUCUCAUGAAGAUGCUGGAGGAUCGAACUUGUAGUAAGAGCAAGGGGCAGCGCUUGAAGAUCCUCGACAUGACAGGCCUCCAGGACGAAGGGCACGGCCCAGAGAGCAUGAGCCUGUGGUCCAGGACAGUCACACUAGCCAAGGCUAGCCUGGACAUCUCCAAGCAACAGAGCAAGUGCCUGAAGCGUUCCUCCAAGCGGAGGAAGGGCCCCUACAGUAGCUCCGUGGCCCUGCCGGCACCGCAGCCCGUGUCUGUGGAUGUCUGGGUGGACCUUUUUGUCAACAGCACCUCCUAUGUGGUGCUGAAGGACGCCCUGCAGAUCAACAGCGGCAAUGCCCUGCGCCUGCGCUGCCGGGAUUUCCGGGCGGAGGAGCUCUCUAUCGCCAGCACCGUGGGGCUGCUGGAGUUCCUAGACCCUGCUGGGGUCCGGCAGGUGGACCUGCGGUUCAACAACCUCGGGCUCUCCGGCCUCAGGGUGGUCCUGCCACACCUGACGAAGUUCACCAACCUGGCCAGCCUGAAGCUGCCCUAUAGCAACAUCGAUGUCCGGCGCCUAACAGUGGGCAUGGAAGGGAGCCUGCAGUACUUCGCCACCCAGCUCAGCCGCCUGACCUGCCUCAAAGAGCUGAACCUGGGCUCCUCCAGGCUUUCGGGGAAGCUGCGGCAACUCCUGGGGGACCUGCGAAGCCCUUUGGAGAGCCUGGAGCUGGCCUUUUGCUACCUGCUGCCCAACGACUUCGCCUACCUCUCCCAAAGCCUUCACACCUCGGCCCUGAAGAAGCUCGACCUGAGCGGCAACAACCUGUCCGACAACCUCCUCCAGCCUCUGCAGGGCCUGCUGACCGAGGCCGCCUCCACUUUGCUCCACCUGGACAUCAUGGAAUGCCGGCUGAUGGACAGCCACCUGAACCUGCUCCUGCCCGCCCUCUGCCGCUGCACCAGCCUCCGCUACCUGGGCGUCUUCGGCAACCCCAUCUCGGCCAAGGGGGUGAAGAACCUGCUCCACAAGACGGUGGGCCUCUUGGACUUGCGGCUGGUCAUCUACCCCUACCCCGUGGACUGCUACGGAGACGACCUGCCCUGGCCCCCCACCUCUUCCAACCUGCUCAACGGAUCCGUGGACGAGGAGAAGUUCUCCCGGGUCAGCAACGAACUCCAGCAGAUGCUGCUGAGCGCCAACCGGGGAGACGCCAUCUGGACCACGAACCUCUGUCGCCACAACAGCCUCGACUAUUUCAGUUUAUAGCCCCGUUGGGCACCGGUACUCUUCUACUCCUAAAUCUGGAAUAAAGCCCCUCCUCUUCCUCUCUUGUCAGUGAUCUGAGCCCGCCUGGCAGUCCCAGCAGGUGUAAGCCGGAAGCCAUGCCCGGGGUAACCCUGCAGCAGCUGACUAAGAGCCUGCAGGGAGGUUUUCCUGAAACCUGGAAACACGCUCUGCCAGCUGUGCUGGGCCCUCAAGGAGCCAGUGAACAGGAGCUGCCUCGCAGGGAUGGGGAAGGGGGCACACAGCUGGGGCAGAUUGUUGGCAUUUGCUCUUUUCAUCCCUGCUGAAGAGGGAUGCCAGCCCAGAAUGUCUGUCCCAACCUUGGUUGUUUUUUCCCCCCCUUCAAUUGCAGACCAUUUCCAGUGCAUGUAGCAAUGGGAGGGGGGUCAUUUUCCUGGUUGUUUGACUAUUAUUUUUUUUACUUCUAUACAUCAGAAUGUAGCAUUGUGUUGUUGUGGGGUCUGAGAUAAAGAGGGUGCAGGUGGGCGCUUUUCACCUGUGUCAUUUGCCCUCUCGCAUUGUCGGAUAAGGUGGGAGCAGGCAGGUUGUGGAUCUGGAGUUUAGAGGGAAACCUCGUUUUACAGUGGGCAGCGGGAGGGGGAAGAUGACACAACAGCUUUUAUCUUGAAAUAAAAGACGAUGCCUUUCAAAGCAAACUAC
Ahaetulla prasina is the source of this 7616-nucleotide messenger RNA. RefSeq names its product leucine rich repeat containing 14 (gene LRRC14). Lineage: Eukaryota; Metazoa; Chordata; Lepidosauria; Squamata; Colubridae. The transcript is spliced from 6 exons. The coding region runs from base 5409 to 6938 and encodes 509 amino acids. The record is from RefSeq and is a predicted model, not a curated record. Gene Ontology annotation, cellular component: cytoplasm. Gene Ontology annotation, molecular function: protein binding.